Molecule: messenger RNA, 636 nt
Organism: Setaria italica (foxtail millet)
Lineage: Eukaryota; Viridiplantae; Streptophyta; Magnoliopsida; Poales; Poaceae
Exons: 1
Coding region: 94-396 (100 amino acids)
Source: RefSeq, a predicted model, not a curated record
UUCAGAAGCGUAGUGCUAGAGACACAUCUUUGUAGCUCCGACCCAUACUUUUCUCCCUCUCCCAGCCACAACGUGAAACCUAGCUCGCAUAGGAUGGCUGGUUCCAAGGUUGUUGUGUGCACUUGCAUUAUGAUCUUUCUUGUCAUCUCAAGCCAGGCUGAUGCAAGGCGGCUGAUGGCGGCGACGACGUGCGACGUCAAGGAAGGAUCAUGCAAGGGUGGCGUCGCCGUCGACAUCGAAGGCGAUGGAGGCGUCACGUCGUCAAAGCAAGAAAUGGUCUCCGCGACGGGCACAGAGCAAGCCGGCGAAGGGAUGCCAAUGACGACCACGGACUCCCGGCCGACGGCUCCCGGGAACAGCCCCGGCAUCGGCAACCGAGGGAAGAUCAACAACUAGAGUACCGUGUUCGUUCUUAUCUGUGUUUCUUAUCUAAGGGUGCAAUGAAGCUGGGUACUAGUACUGUACUCGUUUGUAAUUUGGUACUUGCUAGUCCUACCAUUCUGUUUAUUUCUCUUUUCGUUUUGUUUUUCUUUUUUUUUUGUGUAAAAUGUUCAGUCCAGUAUGCAUUGUGAACUUUUGUACUGCUAUUUUGCAACCUGAUUUUGUAACCAUGAUUGGCAUAAAUAAAGUUCUGCA